AGGUACCACAGAGUAUAGCAUCAUUUAGUAUUCAGUAUUUAGUAUUUACUUAGAGGUUGUCAUCAACGCAAAUCCACAUGGUACGGAAUUAUUUGUUGUACUUGAAACAAUAAUCGCUGAAUACUGUUCAAUCAAAACUUAACGAUUGUCAUUUCUAUACCAAUCAACUAGUAAGUCUUCGAUAUUUACGAUUUCUAUUUGUCAGUCAAAUUAUACUUAUUUUGAAUUAUUUUAUAAUGAUAUACAGAAGUAUAAUACCUACCUAUCUGUUGUAAUAUUUCAAUGUCUGCUUCGUACCUAUGUACUCCACUUCUGUUUUAAUUGUUCUUGUAUUUAGUCUAUUUAAAUGAAGUAUUCAUUAUUUCGUUUUUUUGGCUAAAGUGCCACGCCCUUCACGAAUUUCAUAAUUUCAAGACUCGGGAUUUUUUGUUGUGGAAACCAUAAUUAAAGAAUUUGUGGUUAAAAAAACUAACAUAAAUGCAAUGCAGUUUUGUAACAUUGCUCGUUUUUUGAUUUUCAAAAUAUGUAUAUAAAGUACUGAAUUAAAAAUAUUUUAAAAAGUUUUCACACUUCUCAGAAACUAGAAUAGUGUACCUACUAUUUGUCGGUUUUAUGAUUUUAUAAGUUCAACAUUAGUUAGUGAUGUAAAAAUAUGUAUUAAAAAAAAAAUCUGAAAUUUGUUAGGGGUGUGGGUGUGGUUAAGUGAACAUAUUACAUAUUCCGUAACAAAUUAAAUAUAAUUUAUAAACUGGUUUUAUAUGGUUACUAAAUGAUAAAAUUAAUUCAAUACUUUUCUGAAAAGAGCGAAAACGUGAUUAAUGAGAUUCUUCAAAUAAAUAGAUAGGUAGGUAAGUUAUAUAAGGAUUUAGUAGUUUUUUUUUGAAAUACCUACCUUUAUCAUUUUGAAAUAAAGUUAAUUUCGUGUAACUAACUCGUUAUUCACUAUUGUAAAAAAAAAAAAAAAAAAAACUAGAAUGUUGUAAGCACAUUGAAUUAUAAGUGAAAUUGUAGUUUUACUGUUUGUACAAUAUUUAUAUAAACUUAAAUUUAUAUUUUGAAAUUAUAAAUGAAUAAUUAAAACCAUAUACAAUAUGAAUAUAAAUACACAAUUAUUGCAAAACUUCUGUUUUUAAUAUUUUCGAUGAACCUUAAAAAUUCUAGUUCUACUGUACUGAAAAAUACAGUUUUGUAAACAAAUUUUAAUGUUGAAUUAUUUAUUAAAGUUAUGAGUUUAAUUUGUAUUAUUUUAAUAUGUAUUAUAUAUUCAGUGUGGUGUUAUCAAUUUUUGAGAACUCAAAACCUAUUUAUAUUAUUAAAGAUUAGGUAUUGAUUAUUAAAUAUUAAAUAAUUCCUUGGAGAAUAAUUUAAAUCUAUUUAGAAUAUGUUUAAUACUUAUUGCUUUGACAAUUUUUAAAUGGUAAAACUUUUGUUAGUGAUCAUUUUGUUUGGCCCCAUCAAGUGUUAAGCCUCUAUAGCAGUGGUCUUCAACUGGUGGGUCGCGACCCAUUUUUGGGUUGCCUAAGCUUAAAAAUAGGGUCGCGAUAAGUUUUCUUUUUAAAAUAAAAAUUUUAUACAAGUUUAUAAAAGUUUAUACAAUUAUAUAAGGUAUACAAAUAAUUGUUUAAUUAUUAAACCUAGAAAAUUAAUACAUGAAAAUACAGUUUGAAAAUUAUUGUAAUAUAUUAUUUAUAAACAAUAUUAUAUAAUUUAUAUUGAAAAAUAUAAUAGUAUAAUGGAUUUCAAAUCACAGUAUAUGUUUCAUUUACUGGUAUGAUUCUACGUAGUAUGACAUUAAAUAUAAUAAUUUACGAGUAAACCGGGCUAGUAAUAAAAUAAAUAUAUUAUAUUAUUAUCGUUAAAAAGUCUCAUAAUCUACGAACAUUAUAUAUGUUGUCGUUGUGUUUAAAGAUGAAUAAAUGUUAGUCGCGUUAUUAUUCUAGUCAUUUACAUAUACUUUAAAAAGUUUUUUAUUUUUAUUUAUUCUGUUAUAACAGUACUAAUACAAAGUAUUAAGUAAUUUUAGAUUUUGUUUUUUUGUUUUUCUACAAACGUUUUUCUUUAUGUAUGCCUUAUAUGGGUCGCGAAUAAUGAAAAGUAAAAAAGUAGGUCGUGAAUCGAAAAAGGUUGAAGACCACUGCUCUAUAGGACACCUCUAAAUAGCAGUCACUAUUUCUGGUCUCUUCGGUGACCAUUAUAUGGAAGUUUUACUGUAUUUAUAAAAAUAUUUUCUUUAACAUUUUGUUAAACAGCUAUUAAUUAUUUACUAGGCAUUUUUAAAAAAUUGACAUGUUACCUAUUGUUAUUAUCUCAAAAAAACCUUUUUCUAAAAAUUGUUAUUUUGUUUUAAAACCACUACAGAAAAAGCGAUCACUAUUACAUAUGUCAGAUAAUAAUGGUUAUACAUUUUAUUCUUAUAUAAUUUACAGUUUAUAGUCUACCUUUACUUUUAAAUUUUACCAUAAUAUAUUGUGCACUAAAUAUACAUAUCAUAAGUCCAAUUUUUGGUAGUUAUCCUGACUGCCGUAAGUUUCAAUUCUGUUAUCUUGAUUGUUGACAGCCGUCAUUUCUGUUGUCUGCACUGUUAAAAGUUAGUUAAGUCGAAACUAUUAUUUAUACAAAAUUCCUAUUUUUAAAUAAUUAUGUAUCUUUGGAGUUUACCGAACAGUGAAAAAGAUGCCCUUGAAUUUUUUUUCAAAAGAAUGGUUUACUUCUAAAACACUGAAUGCAAAAGCGGUCAUAAAAAAAAAAAACUACAUUGGGGAAAAUGCUUUUUUUGGAAAUGUAACGCAAAGACAUGGCAACAUAAAAGUAAUACAAAUAUGAGUAUAAUUAAUUAUAAGUAAUAAAAAUUGAAAAAUAUUUACAAAAAUGGGUUGCCAAAAAUAGAAUUUCAGAUAUUUUAUUUUAACUGAUAAUUUUUAAAUUUUAAAUUUUAUAUUAUAAUUCCACUGCUGUGAUAAUUUAUGUAACAACUAAUAAUAAAUGUUAUACUAUAUUAUAUUAUACUUAUAUUAAACUAUGAAGUCUGGCUGGUAGUUAUGGCUUUGAAGACAGUAGUCAAGAUAACGAAAUUAAAACUUGUGGCAUCAGGUAGCUGUCAGGAUAUUGGAAAAAUACCCAAUUUUUUUUUUUUUAUUUAAAUUGUUUGCAAUUUUGAGGAAAACUCGGAUGAUAAAAUUUAUUCCAGAGCGUAAGUAGUUCUGUUUGAACUUGUAAAUAAAGGGGAAAAAAAUCAAAAUUAUAAUGUAUUUAUUUUUUAACAGUAAAAAUAAAUGUAUAAUUUUAUUUUAAUCAUAGAGUUUAUCAAAAAAAAUCACAAAUCCUUAUUUACAAUGUUACCUAUAUAAACAGUUUGUAAGUUAAACACAAUGCUGCAUAAUGUUUCGUGUGUCCUAAAAGUUAAUAGUUAGAACCUAAUCAAUGUAUUUUCCAUAUAGUAUAUUGAGCAGUCCUAAAAGAAAUAAUAACUUGUUUGUUUGUUUGUUUUAACAAAAAGUGUAUAUUUUUUUACAUAGAAUUUACACUAUGGUGUAGAUUAACACCUACACAUUUGAUAGUGUGGCUAAAAUGAGUAGUGUAUUUCUUAUCUAUAAUGUAGUAUAAAGUGUAAAUUUUAUGUAAAAAAGUGUACACCUUUUGUUAAAAUGAACAAAGCUAAAAUGUAGCAGAAACAAAACAGUUAAGACAAAUUAUAGAAAAUAGUUUAAUUUUAUUUGACUUUAUGCAUAAGAAUUUUAUUCUAAGUGCAAUUCAUGUAGUACAAUAUUUAUUGUAUUUAAAUUAUUUGACUCAUUAUAAAUAUCAUUAAUAUUAUUACAUUACUAUAUUGACAUAUUUUAAUGCAUAUUUUUAGUACUUAUUUAUCUGUUAGUUACGUCAGUUUUUUAAAACUUAAGUUUGCCAUUUUUUGUUUCAUAUUAUUUACAAUACUUAAGUCUAUACAGAGUGUGAUAGUACUAUUUAACAAACUAAAUACAUUUUUUUUCUAUUAAAUAUUUUUAAGUUUUUUUUUUUCAAUAUUUACUAUUAGAAUAUUUACUCUGAACUAUAAUAUGUAUAUUUAAUAUUUUCUUUUAUUACUUUACAAAUAAAAAAUUAAGAUUUUUUUUAUAAUCAAAGACAGAUAUUCGGUAAAUUAAUUUUAAAAAAUAAUGUUAUUAUAUUAAUGAAAAAUGAAAUGCAUUUAUUAGACUCACAGCUUAAAUUAAUAUGAUAAAAAUAUUAUCAAAUCAUGUAAUAUUUAAUUAAAAAAUUUAAUUAAGCAUGUAAAAAAUGUUACAUUUCAUAAAAUUAAAAAUGAUUGCUCCACUAUAGUAAAAAUUGUUGAUACCAAAAUUUUUCUAAAAAUUAGAUUUACAAAAUAGUUGUAAAGGUUUUUUAAAAAAUAUUUAAAUUAUUGCACUAAGAUGUAAUGAUAAUUUAAAAAUAUCUAAUAGAAAAAAGUUUUUACAUUUUUUAAAUAGCCCUGUGACACUUAACAUACAAUCCAAAGUUUUAACUAUUUUUCUUGAUAGCCAAAUCAACUUAUUUGAUUAUUUUGUUUGGUUAUUUUUACAGUUUAUUUAACAAAUAUACAAAUAUUUAUAUAGGUAUAUUGUAUAUAUGUUUAUAAUUGUUCAUUUUUUUUUCAGUACAUACCUACUAGUGUAUUGUUAGAUAAUGAAAAUGAAGCGCAAUUUAUCUAAUAAUGAUGAUAAAAAAAAUAAGUUCCCAAAACUGGAUACUGAAAAUACAAUAGACUAUACUAAAUCAUUGACAUCUGAAAAUGUAGAAACAAUUGAUAUUGAUGAUGAAGUAACAGAAUUGAAUAAUGCUGAAAAACCUAAAAAAAUUAAGUCUGCAAAAAAAGACCAAGCUUCUAAGAAAACCGAUGUUCAGCCUGAAAAAGACAAUAAGUCGCCAAAGAAAAGUAAAGGAAAACCAAAUACUUCUAAAGGUAUUUUAUGAUUAAGGUUUUAUAAAUGUUAUUUAAUAUUAAGUAUUUUUAUUAUUAUUGUUGUAGAUGAUAAGCCUACUGAAAAACCUAAUUGGAAAGAAUUUAAAAAAGAAAAACAGGAGCUCAAACUUAAACGUAAACAACAAAAAUGUCCAUUUUUCGAAACUGUUAAAAAGUCUAAACAACUUUGGGAAAAUUUGCGACGUGAUGAUUGUCCUAAGGAAAAAAAGGAAGCUUUAUUGCAGGAACUUUUUACGUGUUCUAAAUCUCAUUUAGAAACAGUAAGAUUGCUUUAGUUAAUUUAUAAUAAACAUAUAGGUUAAUAAAUUAAUGUUUAUUUAUAGAUGGUAUAUUCACAUGAUACUGCUCGUAUAGUUCAAUGGAUGUUGAAACUAGGCACUCCUGAAAUUCGAUCGCAAGUUAUAAAUGAGUUAAUAAAACAUGUCCCUAAAAUGAUACUCUCAAAGUAUGCAUGCUUAUGUGUAAAAAAUAUGCUGAAGAGAGGUGAUGCAGAACAAAGAAAAAUCAUGAUUAACUCACUGAAAGGAAAGACUUAUGAACUAACUUUACAUUCAGUGAGUAUAUUAUCUAUUUGUAAUCAUUAGUUAUUAUUUUUGAAGAAGUAUUAAAUAUUCAAAAUUUAAUUAUUUAUUCAGAAUGCUGCUAAAAUUAUGGAUCUGAUUUACACAACUUAUGCAACACUUGAACAGCAGAAUGUUAUAAUGCAUGAAUUAUAUGGUGCAUCAAGUAUUUUAUGUGAAUCGCCCAAUGUAUUAUCAUUUUCUGCUGUAUUGAAGAAUUCACCUAACACAAAAGACAUUAUAUUGGCAAAGACAAAAGAUCAUAUUAAGAAAUUUGUUUUAAAGUAAUUAUCUCAUCCUUCAAAUGUUUAGUAUCAGAAAAUAAAAAUACUUCAGAAUUUUUUGAUUUUCCAAUCGAUUUUCAAAAUAAUUGGGAAAAACAAAAACAUUUUAUGAAAAUAGUAGUUUUAUUAUUUUCAAUUUUGUAAUUUUGCUGUAAUUUAGUUAAAAAUAUUCAUAGAGACUAUAUUAUAUUUGCCUUUUAUAGACAUGGUAAAAUUUUCUAUACAUUUGAGCCAUUUCUGAGCUAUUUAUAGACAUAAUUUUGCAAAAUUGUAUAUAAUUUUUUGAAAUUUAACAUGAGAUUUAUUGUAAGUUUUACUUAGUGGUCAACAAAAAAAAAUACUUUUUAUACCAGCUGAACUUAUAAUAAGGGUUGAAAGUAAUAUAAUAUAUUGUAUUAUAGGUAUAGAUUAUUGAUUAUAAUGUUGAAUAAUAUAUCUGUUAAUUAAUUAUUAGCUACACAUAUUUUUUUAAAAAUGUUAGGCCUAUAAUUAUUAAAUCUUUUUUUUUUUUAUUCAAUUCACUUUUAAAAAAAUAUAGAAUCAAUAAUAAUAAUAACUUAUUUAUAAUGAUUCAUAAUCUAUACUACUAUAUAAAAUGAAGUCUCUUUUUUUUGUUCGGGAUAAACUCGGAAACUACUUAUUCAGUGCAAAGAAAUUUUUUAAGUCUUUGAAUUAUCAAAAUACUGGCAUAAUUCAUAUCUUUUGUUCCAUCCAUAGUUACCAUACCUACAAAAUUUACAUACACGAACUCUAAUUUUAGUGCUUCGUACAUUAAAUCUAUUAAAUAAAAAAAAUUUGCAAUAAGCAUCAAUUUUUUUAUUGACACAACCGAUAUAAGUUUUUUUCAACAUUAUGAAGAAUCCGCGGUGGGGAUGCUAAAUUUAUAUGGUUACAUUACCACGGAGACAUGACUAAAAGUGGUCUAAAAUAAAAAUAAUCAUCCAGAAAAUAAAUAGCAAAUUAAUAUUUGAGAAAUCUUGCAAUGGGGAAGCAUUGCCGGGUCAGUUAGUAUAUUAUAAAUAUUAAAAAUAUUUUUAUAUUACUAAUUUAGCUUAAAAGUGGACAAUUGCCUAUUUAUUAGAUAUCUUUCUAGAGUUUUUAGAGUUCUUAGAGUUAUCAUUGCAUUCUAUGAAUAAGGAAAUUCACCUCGGGGGGGGGUAACAUAUUUAUAUAAAUAUUAGAACUCAAAAUGAGUUUCAAUUGAUUUUGAUAACAGUGAAAAAAACAUGUAUGAUUUACAUACAUUCACCCAAUAAUGGAGUUCACAUUUGUACUAAUAAAAAAAAAUGUUUAAAUGCUUACUAUACAAGGUGUAACAGUACUAUUUGACCUUUUUACAUUGUAGUUAUAUGUAAAAUUGUCAAAUAGUCCUGUUAGAACAGGUAUAACAGGUAUAUCUGUAUAAGAGACUGAUUAUUAUUAUAUUUAGGAAUAAUUUGUUUUUAAUUAUUUAAUUUUGUAUUUAUUUUUUUGGUUCCAUUGUGAAUUUUUAGUAAUAUUAUUGAAACCAGUUUCUAUCCUUGAUUUAUUUAUCUUAUACUGAUAGUUCUUUGAUAUUUAUACUACAUAUUUAAUAAGUUUAUGGUUUAUGGGAACCCUUAAUAAUAAUAGUAUUGUAUAAAUUGUAUACCAAAAAUUAAAGAUCAUUUAAUCUCAACUUUUUCUGUAUAUAUUAUUUUAGACAAAAGAGCUCUAUGCAGACUUCUUUAGUUCACAAUUUGAUUUAUGAAUACGUACUGUACACUGAAGGCAAAGAUUGUGAUGAACUAUUUACUUCUCUUAAAGAAUUUCCAAUAGAAUUAUUUUACACUUCCAAAAGUGGUUGUUAUCUUGCAAUGUAUAUAAUUUGGUCAUCGAACCCUAAGGUAAUAGUCUUUUUUUAUUUACAUCAAACAUAUUCUUAUGUAUAAUUAUUAAUUGAGAUAAACCUAAAUGUAUGUAAUCAAAAAAAUUAUGCGUCUAGGAGAAAAAGACUAUUUUGAAGCAAAUCAAAACCACUGGAGCUACUCAAGACUUGGCCACAUCAGAAUAUGGUUAUUUAAUUUUGUUGGCUCUUUUUGACUCUGUUGAUGAUACAGUUUUAGUAAAAAAGGUGAACAAUAAAAUGUUAAUAAUUUUUUUUAAGAAAAAAAAAUUUAGUCUGAUAUUAUCAUUGGAUGUGUUUUUGUAUUAUUGAAAUAUAAAUACUAGUUAUGAAUUUUUGAUUAUUUUAGACCAUAAUUCCGGACAUUAUAAAAAAUAUGGAUGAAAUCGCUACAAAUGAAUAUGGCCGUAGGGUAUUAUUCUACUUGAUAGCUUGGAGAGAUUCUACAUAUUUUCAUCCUCAAGAUAUUGAGCUGUUAAAAAAAGGAGACUUGAUUAAAGAAUGGUAAUAUAUUGCCAUUUAUUGUGUAAAUUAUCUUUGAAUAUUAUACUAUUAUUAUUUUAAAUGUUUACAGUAAAAAAGAUAGCGAAUUGCGUGUGAAUGAACUGUUAUGUACAGUUUCCGAUCAAUUUCUUCAGCAUAUUAAAGAGAAUCCUCAAUUUUGGUUAAACAAUGGGUCUAUUGCUAUGCUGUUACUUGGUCUUCUAAAAUCUGGCAAUGGUAAUUAUAAUUCAAUUGAAUUCUAAUUUUUUUUAAUCUAAAAUUUCUUACUUUGCAAUUAAAAUAUGAAGAGAAUGACUAUCUGUACAGGAUCCCUACUGUACACCUCUUGUAUUGAUUGAUGACUAUAUCAGUUAUUGCUAUCUACUUGUAUUAUAAUUUAUAACAACAAAUGUAUUAUAAAAUACUAAUAUAGGCUUAAAAUGUAUUUAAAAUAUUCAAGUAACUAUUUUAUCUCUUUUAAAAAAGUAUAUAGUACAUAAAAAAUAAGGUGUUUUGGCAUUCUAAACAGUUAAGUUAUUAAGUUUACAGUCACAUAUUCGGGUUAGUAGACUGAAUCCAAUAUAUUUGAUAACACUAUCACAAAUCAUAAUUCACAUUAUUUAAUUUUCAACUUCAAAUUUUUUUUUGGCUGUGUACUCGUGUUUUUCAGAUUUCAUAUGAUAAUUAACUAAUUAUAAUAGAACAAUGUUGAUAUAUUAUAUUGAAUUAGGUACUUUGUCUCCAGUUUUACAAAAAACUUCUCCAUUUUGAACUUGAUUAGACUGACCCUUAUCUUCAAUAUAUUCAAUGAAAUAAUAUUCCAUUAUAACAACUAAUUUUUAUAAUAAUUAGUAUAUAAGUUAUGAAUAAUACCAAAUCGAGAAUUAAAAUUAAAAUUUUUAUAUUCACAAAUAUCACAGUGUUAUUUAGUCAUGUUUAUCAAGGUUAAAUUUUAGUAAUCAAACAAAAGAUGGUUACAAAAUUCACUAAACAGCUUACUAGAAACAGUAACCAACUUAUGAAAGGUGGUUACAACGCUAAAACACAUCUAUUGCAUUAGAUUAUUGUUUUCCAUAAAUAUAAAUAUUAGUAUUAUUAAGUCUUAAUUUAUUUUUUAAAGGAGAACAACUCAAAGAAGCAAUGACAUCGGUAGCAAAGUUUUUUGUGGACCCCAUCAAUACAAUCGAGGAAGAAAAAAUACAAGUUCCUUUAUAUGAACAUGCUGGUCUUCAUAUGGUAUUUAGAAAGAUUAUUGGUCAUGAUCAUAUUUUGGAAAAAAAUAAUGACAGUAAGAUUAAUUUUUUAUUGAAAAAAUAUUUAUAAACUUAUGUAUGUAUGGUAUUUUUUCAGUUACGUUUUCUGAAAUUCUGUCUUCAUUAAUUACUGAAAACACAUUAACUUCGUGGGUUCAAUGUAAUCGUGCAUGUUUUUUGCUUGUUGCGUAAGUUUUAAAUAUCUUAAAUUACAACAAUUUAUUUAAAUAACAUAAAUGUUUUUGUUUUAGAAUGAUGGAAUCAAAUAUUGAGUUAGCUGCACAAAAUAUAACAUCUUUAUUGAAAAAAAUGCCAAUAGAUAUGUUACAAAAGCAAAAGUUUCCUGGAGCUAAAAUCUUAGCUUCUAAAUUAAAACUAAGCAUGACCUAAUUCAUACUGAAUUUAUGUUUUUCAAAUGCCAUCUAUUUAACAUUUAGUUAUUAGAAAAAAAAAAAAUCCCAAUAUUUUAUAAGUGUGUAUAAGAUGAAUCUUAUUUAGUAUUAAUAUUAAAGUUUUUUUUGAUUAUUUCUAUCAUUUAUAAUAAGUGAACAUUGAUUGAUGUAGAUAAUUAAUAUCAUCUUAUUUUAACUUAAAUUUUUUUUAGAUGUUGGUAAAUUGAUAAAUGUUGACACAAUUAAUAUAUUUUUUUUUUCGAAAAGUAUACUUAUGACAAAAAUGUACAUUUUUUGUCAAACAGAAUAAACUAAUAUCAAUAAAUUUCUAAUUAUAAAAAUAAUCGUAUGAAUUGAAAGUUUUCAUAAAAUAUUUAUAUUACUAAAUAGCAUUCUAAAAUUAUCAAAUUCUAAUGUUUUUUGAUAUCAUUAACUUAAGUUUUUGAAUAUUUUUGGUUUUAUUUUAUGUGGAUAAAUUUGCUUUGGUUUUGAUUAUAUACUGGUUUCUCAUAAGUUAUAUUAAUUUACUAAUAUUGAAAAUUUGUAGUUACAAUUUUUUAUCAAUUUUUUUAUUAGAAGUUCAAAUGUAUGAUGAAAUUAAUUAUAACUAUGAACAAUUGUAAUUUAUUUUGUAGUUAUAAAAUAUUAAUUUUAAAUUUAUUAAAAUUUAAGUGAACUUCCUUAUAAUCAUUGAUUUGAAUCUAAUGAUUUUUUUAGUGUAUUCAGUAGUUUAUAUAAACUAAGUUACCCUAUUAUUUGAGUUCAUUUUAUUAUAUGAACAAUUGGUAGUAAACUUUUAUAUAAAUUUUAUUUGUAAUACUUUUAAUACUAUUCAUAUGUUACAGUUAGUGUUGCAUCAUUUAGUAUAUGAAAUUAUCAAAACUUAUUGUAAUGUAUACAAUUUUUACUUUAAUUAAUUGUUUUAUAUAUUCCCAUUUCUCAAGCCCUUAAUGUGUUAAAUUGUAAAAUAUUGUUAUUUUACUGUUCAAUAUAUGUUCAGUCUGAACAAUAAUUUAGUUAAGGAUGAUGGUAUUCACUAAGUCCGUGUGUCUUUAUAGUGUUAUUAAAGAUUAUUGUAUGUAGAUUAUGUGUGUUAAUCACUUAUCCUGUGUGUUUUUGUAUUUACUGUCAAUUAUUGCAAAUUUUAAAGUUUAAUAAUCAUUUUGCACUGUUUGUCUGUCUCCACUUAAUUAUUUUAAAUAUUACUUAAUAAAUAAAUACAUUUAAAGAAUAAAAG
Messenger RNA from Cinara cedri, 11030 nucleotides. Lineage: Eukaryota; Metazoa; Arthropoda; Insecta; Hemiptera; Aphididae. The record is from the annotation of a GenBank genome assembly.